Messenger RNA from Fusarium oxysporum Fo47, 1833 nucleotides. RefSeq names its product Alpha/Beta hydrolase protein. The record is from RefSeq and is a predicted model, not a curated record. The coding region runs from base 89 to 1708 and encodes 539 amino acids. The transcript is spliced from 5 exons. Lineage: Eukaryota; Fungi; Ascomycota; Sordariomycetes; Hypocreales; Nectriaceae.
GGAACUUCUGUCCACUCAUUCUUCAAGCUUUUCUCGUGUCUCAGUCGAUCUUCACCUUUUCCCGUCCCGUCUCAUCACAUUCCUCACCAUGGGCCUCAGCAGCAUGUUCACAACAACAGGUUUAAUCCUGGCCGCCACGUGUCUUGUCCCUGUGACUGCGAAGCCUCCCUGUCCUCCAAUUCCGCAAGCUGCUCUUCCUCAGGGUGACAUUCAAGGUUUCCGUGACAAGCACUGUAACGCCGUUUAUCUUGGUGUUCCUUUUGCUGCUUCCACUGGUGGCCAAAACAGAUGGAAGGCUCCUCAGGAUCUUCCCGAGUCUCGUUCCAAGUUCCAGGCUACGUCAUAUGGUGCGACAUGUCCUCAAGCCAUCUCAAACGAUGCCUUUACUCGUCAAGAUGAGGAUUGUCUGAACCUUAACAUCUGGGCCCCAUCCAAGGGCAAGAACUUGCCUGUAUUCGUUUACAUGUAUGGUGGUGCUAUGGUCACUGGCUCCAGCAGCAACCCCCAGAUCCAAGGCACAAACUUUGCUCGCAAUGGAGUUGUUUACGUCAACUUCAAUACCCGCGAGAGCAUCUUUGCUUCGCCUCAUUCUUCUGAGUUGACGAGCGCCAACCCUGAUGAGACACAGAACUUUAGCAUUUUGGAUGUCGAGAAGGCUCUUGACUGGGUCCACAAGAACAUCAGGGCCUUUGGAGGUAACCCUGACCAUAUUGUCUUUGGUGGUCACUCUUCUGGUGGUGUCCAGGUCGAUCACUACCUAUGGAACAACCCCAACACCUUCCUCAAGGGUGCCGUCGAGAUGAGCGCCAACGCCAUGUCCGGCCCCGCUUACGCUCCCGUUGAUGAGGCUCUUAACGCUGUCGCCGAGGAAGUUGGCUGCCCCAAGGGCGGCAACGGUCAGCUCGACUGUCUCCGCAACAAGGACAUUCUUGACUUCCAGACCAAGAACUUCAACUCCACCUUCAACACUUGGUUCACUCCCGUUGUUGACGAUAUCACCCGCUUCUCUGACUACUCUGCCCGUUUCGCUGCCGGAAACUAUCCUUCCCAUGUCCCCAUGCUGACUGGUACCUCCAACGGAGAGGGUACCAUCUUCAGCCUCGUCUACGGCGCUGAGAACAGCAACUUCAGCUCUUGGAUCAACACUUUCGAUGCCGAUAGCGCUCAUAUCCCCGAUGAGUCUCUGAUCCAGGCAUACAACCCCAACGACUACGCCACCGAGUCUCUCCGCAGCGGUAUCCAGUACGGUGAUGCCCGCUUCAACUGUCCCGUUGACUAUCUCCUCGACAUGCGAAGUGAGCAGCAGAAGACCUGGGUCUACCGCUUCUUCGGCAAGUACGAUAACGUCGUUGGACCCCCCAACACUGCUCCUACCCACGGUACUGAGGUUCCUUUCUUCCACGGCGGUAAUGAGUGUUUUGCCGCUCUUCAGGGUGUCACCAAGGCUCAGCAGGCUCUUGCCGAUUCUAUCCACAACUGGUUUGUUCAGUGGAUCAAGAACCCCGCUGCUGGACCUGGCUGGGAUACCGUUGACAAGGCCGAGGAGGUGGUCAAGCUUGGAGUUCCCGGUGACGAGCUUGCCCGUGGCAAGGCUCCCCGCAGCGAGUUCAAUGCUGUCUGCCAGGCUGUCUACAAGCCCAACUUCCCUAAGUACCCCGUCGUCCAGUCCGUCGCUGGUCUUGUCGAGGAGCUCUUGGGCUCUGCCUAAACUUAUAUACAUAUAGAUUACGAUCUGCCUCCGAGAUAUGAAUAGUGUUGGGACACAUGAUGAAGCAAUGCUGCAGUGCCAUUCUUGAUGAUUGACUUUAGUCAACUAUGAAAACUUGAUAGAUA